Molecule: messenger RNA, 264 nt
Organism: Trichoderma gamsii
Lineage: Eukaryota; Fungi; Ascomycota; Sordariomycetes; Hypocreales; Hypocreaceae
Exons: 2
Coding region: 1-264 (87 amino acids)
Source: RefSeq, a predicted model, not a curated record
AUGUCUGCCGCCGUCCUCACUCGUACUGCAGCCAAGACCGUCGCUCGCAGACCUGUUUCGUUCAUCAUGCAAAUUCGAAGCAUGGGCCGCGCUUUUGAGCACGCCCCUUAUGAGCGGGUUCCAGUCACCGUGAAGCCUGCAGCUCCUGACUAUGUCAAGGAGGUUAGCUUUGUCUUGGGCAAGAUCGUCACCUAUGUUCCUACCUUUGGCCUGUUGCUGGGCUGGCCUGCUCUUGCUAAGUGGGCUGUUGACGGACACGUCUAA